AUGAAUGGAGGAGCGUCAGUAUCCGCGAUGUCCUCCGCACCGUCAACGUCAACAUUACCAUUGGAUGUAAUUGAUGCAAAUCUUUUUCAAGGGAAGAAAUAUCUGAAAAAUGAAUAUGUCGAGCGCAAAUAUAAUUCUCAGCAAGAAAUUUAUCGAGAGAUCGUUUCUGAAUGUGCUCGUCUUGAAGAGGUUUUUGUAUAG
Dracunculus medinensis (Guinea worm) is the source of this 201-nucleotide messenger RNA. The record is from the annotation of a GenBank genome assembly. NCBI's taxonomy places the organism in Eukaryota, Metazoa, Nematoda, Chromadorea, Rhabditida, Dracunculidae.